GAACGCAAGAACUCCGCCGGUGACAUCGCCGGGUCCGACAUCCCCAGAAACUACAAAUGUUCGAAUUGUGGAAUUUCGUUCAAGCGAUCGUCGGACCUUAAGCGGCACGAGAAAAUCCAUCUCAAGGUUCCCCCAAACAUAUGUCCUUUGUGCCACAAAGGGUUUGCCCGGAAAGACGCCCUGAAACGGCAUGUCGACACCUUGACAUGUAAGCGUAACAGACAGCGGCUUCUU
Molecule: messenger RNA, 234 nt
Organism: Pichia membranifaciens NRRL Y-2026
Lineage: Eukaryota; Fungi; Ascomycota; Pichiomycetes; Pichiales; Pichiaceae
Exons: 1
Biological process (GO): regulation of transcription by RNA polymerase II
Molecular function (GO): RNA polymerase II cis-regulatory region sequence-specific DNA binding; DNA-binding transcription factor activity
Source: RefSeq, a predicted model, not a curated record